AUGAUGUUCAAACUGAGCACCGCUCUUGCCGUCGCCGUUGCCGCGGCCGGUACCAACGCCCUCUCUGUGCUCGUCCCAAACUCCCAAUGGUGGUGGCAACGAAACGACCAAGCUCUUCUCAGCUGGGAUUGCACUGACAAGUCGCACCCAACGUUCUCCGUCGUUGCUAUCAACUCGAACGUGACGCUCUUGAGUGCCGGUCUCUCGGUUCUUGUUGGCCAACAGGACAACACGAUGUGCACGACCAACAUCCUCCCUGACCUCAUCCCCGGAAAGGGCUACAGGAUCACCCUGACGAACAUUGUCAACUAUACUGACAUCUACGCCACGAGCGAGGAAUUUGAAGUACACGAGAAAGGCACUCCCUAUCCUUCUGUUUCUGCUUCUACUAUUCCUGGAGCUUCUGCGCCGGCCACUGGCUCCGCUGCCUCGGCCAGUGCCACUGCGCACUCUGGAGCGUCCUCCGCUCAAGUUGGAUUGUCGGUCGGCGGCGUUCUCGCCCUUACCGGUAUCAUCACCGCUGCUCUCGGUGCAUGA
Messenger RNA from Serendipita indica DSM 11827, 537 nucleotides. The record is from the annotation of a GenBank genome assembly. Lineage: Eukaryota; Fungi; Basidiomycota; Agaricomycetes; Sebacinales; Serendipitaceae.